This is a messenger RNA of Lachancea sp. 'fantastica', 828 nucleotides long. NCBI's taxonomy places the organism in Eukaryota, Fungi, Ascomycota, Saccharomycetes, Saccharomycetales, Saccharomycetaceae. The record is from the annotation of a GenBank genome assembly.
AUGGAACAACGAUGGCAAAGGCUGCUUUGGCUAAAACAGGAGUACCCGGAUAAUCACACAGAUCCAAACUUCUUGCGGGAAGUUUCCGAUCUACAAAAGAUCCAAAAUCACACCAGUAGUAGCUAUACAUCAUAUGGCCAGGUAGUGAUCGAUUUUCUUCUAUUCUACCACCGUGUGCUGAACACUGGUCUUAUGUACGUUACUUUCACGUUAUUGUACUACUACCGGUGUGAUCCCAUGUAUUUUACAGGCUCAUUGACGUGUUUGUCGUUUUUGGCUGCAACGCUCUUUCAUUAUGCUCGAAUGUCGUUGAAAUCACCGCUCAUCAUUAUCUUCAGCAUGCUGGUGCUGUCACCUGUUUUGAAAUCACUUUCCAGAACGUCGUCUUCAGAUUCCAUAUGGACCAUAUCAGGCUGGCUUACGCUUUUCUACGUGACCUCGGUCUCGGUGCGAUCGCAGUCUAUUGUCUCUACAAACCUUUUGGUCGCUAACGUGGCUGUUCUGGGGUCGCGUCUGAACUCGACGACGGAUGUAUUCUGUUUCCUUCUCAUUUGCAUUGAACUAAACGUUCUCCUGCCUUACUUCGAACGCUCGUUGUUGGAAAGACGGCUUUUCAUUAGUUAUGGUGCUGCUUUUGUUAUCAACAGCGCAGUAGUCUACUACUUCGUCACGCUGUGCCUGGGCUGGAUUUAUACCACUGUGUUCGCCUUCAGUUCUAUAAUGUUUGUCUUUGGUCUUCCGCGUUACUUCGUGUACUGGCAAGACCAUUAUUGUCAGAAUGACCCGCUGCUGUCAAGAUGGGAUGCGAAGCGGCCUGUUUUGGACUAA